Messenger RNA from Ictidomys tridecemlineatus (thirteen-lined ground squirrel), 3526 nucleotides. NCBI's taxonomy places the organism in Eukaryota, Metazoa, Chordata, Mammalia, Rodentia, Sciuridae. The record is from RefSeq and is a predicted model, not a curated record.
AUAUUGGGUUUUCUUUCUUGAUCUAUAUGGAAGGAAACUUGAGCAGAAUAUAAAAACAAAAAGGGCAAUUAGUUGGGCAUCCAUGAGAGGUAAUUAUAGAAACAAAUAUUAAAGUAAGAACCCUACUACAAUAUAUAUUUACACAGGACAGUGUGAUGAGGAUUAAGAAGUUGCUGCAGCAUAUAAAGAUGGAAUUGUCACUUAUAUAUGUUAUAAUUUUGCUUCUGAACAUGUUUGAAUUUUCAUCAGGAAUAGUAUACAAUAAAGCUGAGUUUUGCCUUUUUAUUUUAGAUAUUGCAGCUGUAGAAGAAUGGUUAGUAAGGAUAACUUUACAUAAAGGAUUAAAUAUUUAUGCUACUGAGGGAACCUUAUUGGAUAGCGUUCGAGAACCUAUUCUACAGUGGACUCUUGGAAGAGCGAUGGUAAAACAUGAGGUCAAAACAUUGUAUCCACAUGUGAUAGACAUCAAAGUGACAAAGUGCCCUUGUGCCAAUGAUGUUGCUAUAAUUGGCUUUGUUUUGAAUACAACAUAUAAUGGUGUUUUCAUAGGCCUAACCUUUUCUGGAUUUUGGAAUUAUGGUUCUACCAUGUGGUAUGACCUGACAGAAAACAUCUAUACUUCACUUCAUGAAGAACAUUCAGGGCUUUCCUUGAUUGAUAUGGUUUUAACAAAUCAUGUUUUAGUUAUCCUCACAUCUUUGGGUGUUUUUGUAAGUAAAGAUCUUCGCUAUCCUUCAGGCAAAAUCCUAAAGUUUUCGAGAGCAGACUUUUGUGGUUUUGAAAGGGUUGAUUAUAUCAAAGGAAAAUUAUGGUAUAAUGAAAGAUGUUUUGCCAACAAAGAACAUUUUGAAGUUGAUUAUAUUACUAUCACCUUUGACAGAAAUAGGACUCUAAGUGAGUCGAGCUCUUGUUUUUUUGGUAAGGAACCAUUUGUUGAAUGGUUUCCUUGCUUUCCUGACCAAGAUAGAAUAGCAACUUAUAUGCGCUCAAAUGUGUUAACAUUUCUCAUGGACCAAGAGCGUGAUGCUGGAGUUUACCUCUUAUACGACAAGCUCGAGAAAACUACCAUUGCCUCUGUGAAUGCCAUAUCCAAGAACAACCCAAAUUCCACACCAAAGUUUCCACCUUUCCUAUUUCCUCCCUCGUUUUCUUCUCCUGUUGGAAUGGUAUUUCAUCCACGAAGCCACUUUUUGUAUGUUUAUGGCAAUCAGAUUUGGCUUUCAGUGGAUGGUGGCAACACUUUUGGAUUAUUAGCUGACUUUCAUGAUGAUAUUGUAAAGUCCUCUUAUCACAGUUAUUAUACUUCAGAUAUUACUUUUAUUUGCCUAAGUGGAAGAGUUUUUUUGACAAAAGCAGGAUUAGGAAUAUAUAGUGAAAUUGGAACUAUUAAAAAUAAAGUCUUCGCAUUAUACUACGAUCACUUGGGAUUCAUACAUAAACUGACUCCAGAUCACUCUGAAGAUGGUGGGGUAUUUGAAGGCUUUGGAAAUUCUAGAAGUAUUUUUGGACAGCCUCCUGAUAUGGGAUUUAACACUGCACUAGCACCACAGUUUCUCUCCUUCAGAGAAGUGAUCUUUUUUGCCUAUGUACCUCUGGAUGAACCUCCGGAAACUAUACACACCAAGAAAUUCAAUAAUAUGCAUUAUGAAAAACUUAUACAAUCCAGUAAAAGUGGAAAAGCUCACAUAAGAAAGAUAUUGCAACACAAGACUCCCAAAGGAUUUUUGUCCUCGGUUAUUGCAGAAACAAUAAAUGCUUUUGAAUUAGAAGAUGAAAGUGAGAGCCCUUGUUUGUCUAGUUCUCUUCUCAUUGAUAAAACUUCAAAUUUCACCUAUAAACUUACUCUUACAUUACAAACUGCUGGUUCCUUAUUUAAAACUUCAGAUAUAGAAAAGACUGUUGUGAUUCCUGGUUACAGCAGCUUCCUGAUCACGGAAAUUUUGGAUCCGUCGAAUGCUCUGGCUCUUGCUACCAUGCCUCAAAGUGUCCCCCUUAAUAUGACCUUCAUAAGAGAAUCUUGGUUCUUAUACAACUUUGGGUCUGUGAAUGGACGAAAAUGGUCUGUAUUUUCAAAACCAUGUAAUUAUUGGUUUCAACAAUCUGACGAUUCACUAUCCCUCAACGUUGUGAAGUAUAUCGAUCUGGGAAACUCUCAGGUUUUCAAAGUUAAGAUCAUACCUAAUUCAAAUCGUUUUCAAAUAAUCGACUACCCACUAGUGGAAGUAUUAGUUGGAAACCCAAUGUUGUUGGAAGUUAAAGUGGAAGGUGCCUUCGACGAUACUAAUAGUUAUCUAGUGGAAAUUUCUGUAACUAGCAGAUCGUUACGUCAAGGUUCAACUUCACUAGCAUUGAUUGCCUGGGCAGCAUCAACGCAGUGCUUUGUUACAACAGUGGUGACAACAUUGAAAAGUAGCUGUAGUUAUCUCAGAGCUAUGCAACAUGUUUCUAAUAUAAUUAUCCCAUUUGAAGACUGGAUCAGUGGAGUUCAUGAAGACAGUCAGGGUUUUAAUAUGAUCAAAACUUUGCCGGUAAACUACAGGCCUCCAUCUAACAUGGGAAUUGCCAUUCCACUCACAGAUAAUUUUUAUAAUGCAGAUCCUAGCAAACCUAUACCAAGAAAUCUAUUUCACAAGUCCAAGGAAACUGGUAAAUACAAACAGUGUGCUCGUGCUGCUUCUCGAGAGGAGUGUAAUUGUACGAAUGAUCAGAAGUUUUCACAUGCUGUUGCUUUCUCAGAUUGCAAAGAAAAAGUUCCUCGCUUCAAGUUUCCAGUUACACAAUAUCCAAUUUCCUUGGAAAUUUUCAGUGAAAAUGAACGAAUCCCGGUGAAAUCUCCAUAUUUGGUUACUGUAACUGAAGUGAAUAUGAGGAAAAACUGGAAAUUAAAACACUUUGUACCCCAAAAUGUUAAAAAACUAAAAGAUCACUUAGAAGCAGUCCUUCGUGUUCCAGUGUAUAAUCCUUCAGGUCUCAACAUAAGUAUAAGGGGUUCAGAGCUUUUUCACUUUAGAGUGUCCGUUGUUCCAGGGGUCACUUUUUGUAACUUGGUUGAAGAAUUUCAGAUUUAUGUUGAUGAGGUACCGUUGCCAUUUCCAGGACAUACACUCAUUGCCGUGGCAGCAGCUGUAGUGCUAGGGGGAUUGAUUUUUACCGCAUUUAUGCUUCAACUGCAUAACAUCCACCCGUGGAGGGCAUUCCGAAGAUGGGUUCGAAGAAACACAAUAAACCUAUCAAAUGCAACUAUCAAUUAACUGACUCAUAGAUGAAAUUCUGAAUGAUUAACAAAUGAUAAUCCUAAAGUCACUUUAUUUUCUAGUUUCAUUAAACAAGUCCUAGAACAAUUUAUUUAAACAUUGAAUAGGUAAACUAGAUAAAAUACUAAAGAAUUACCAUUAUAACUCAAAUUGUUAUUUGUGAGUAGAUUUACCAUUCCAUUUUCUUGUUUUGAAUACAUAUUUCAGAACUUGUAUAGAAGAUUCUCCUUGAUGCUUUUUGAAUAAUAUAAAGUGAUAACCAACCUUGUGCA